GCACCUGCACAUACACUAGAAUGGCCCCCUAGACAACUAGUAUUGGUAGCUCAUGUUGGUAACCUCUUGCUAGCUCCACAUGUAUACUUUUCAACCCCUUCUAUGUGCUAGCUAAUCAACCAGGGGAAAAAAUGCAGAGAAAAACACAACAAGACAACAAGCCAGCCUUAGCUUCCAAAUAGUAGUGCAACAGGGAUCACCACCUCUCCCUGCUGCACCUGCACCUAGCUAGGGUUUCCAGCUUUCCUCAUGCAUAAAAACACAGGCACCCUUCUUUCUUCAUGCUGAUCUCUCCCACUGUCUUGCUGGCUGCACCCAUCCAUCCAUCCAUCCAUCCAUCCAUCUCACACUCACACAUCGAUCCUUACGAGCUAAGCAACGCUCUUCUCCUUUGCCAUCCCAUAUGUUUCACAUCCAAUAUAUAUAAUGCAAGCCCUCCACUAAGACCCAAAAAACAAAGGAGGAACAAACCCCAUUCUUCUUUAAUUUUAUUCCACUCGCUUUCGCUCUCCCGGCGAUCCCAUCUCUUUCUCCCCAAGCUGCUUUAUUUCUCCUCUUCUUCCUCUCCUGGCCCUUCUCUCUUCUUCGUCCCCGCUUCGCCGUCAUUCCAUUCCAGCUACCCAGCAGCGGCGUGUGGAGAGAGCUCCGUCUGCCUCCUGCUAGCUAGUGGAUGUUAUUCUCCGAUCCACCACCUUUAUUAUCUCCCCAUCCUUGCAUGAUCCCCUAAAGCGCCUAUAUACCCUUAUCUCGCAAAGAAGCGAGGAGAGGAACAAACAAACCAGAAAAAGAGAAGCUCCCAAGUAGCAAAAGAUCAAAAGAAAUCAAUUCUAUACCAUGGUCUUUUCUUCGGUUCCUGUCUACCUUGAUCCACCCAAUUGGAACCAGCACCAGCACCAGCAGCAGCAACAGCAAGCUCACCAUGGCCAGCUUCCAAGUGGCGGCGGCGGCGUCGAGACGCAUGCGCAUCACCACCAGCAACACCAACACCACCAGCAACACCAACACCAACACCAUCAGCUGCCGCCGAUGCCACCUCCCGGAGCUCUCAUGGCUCCUCGCCCUGACAUGGAGACGAUUGCGGUCGCUGCGAGUGGCGGCGGCGGGGGCGGCGGCGGCCCGACCGGCGGCUCCGCGGUGCGGCCGGGCUCCAUGACGGAGCGGGCCAGGCUGGCCAAGAUCCCGCAGCCGGAGCCGGGGCUCAAGUGCCCGCGCUGCGAGUCCACCAACACCAAGUUCUGCUACUUCAACAACUACUCGCUCUCGCAGCCGCGCCACUUCUGCAAGACGUGCCGUCGCUACUGGACCCGCGGUGGCGCGCUCCGGAACGUCCCCGUGGGCGGCGGCUGCCGCCGCAACAAGCGCACCAAGUCAUCCAAGUCUAGCUCGUCGUCGGCCGCCGCCUCUGCUUCCGCCACGGGCGGCGGGACGUCGUCGUCCACCUCGUCCACCGCCACCGGCGGCAGCAGCGCCGCCGCCGCCGUCAUGCCGCCCCAAGGGCAGCUGCCAUUCCUGGCCUCGUUGCACCACCCUCUCGGUGGAGACCACUACAGCACUGGCGCCUCAAGGCUAGGGUUCCCUGGGCUGAGCUCACUGGACCCCGUGGACUACCAGCUCGGCGGCGCCGGCGGAGGCGGCGGUACCGCCAUCGGGUUCGAGCAGUGGCGCCUGCCGCAGAUACAGCAGUUCCCCUUCCUAAGCCGCCCCGACGCCGUGCCGCCGCCAAUGUCCGGCAUUUACCCGUUCGACGUGGAAGGCCACGGGGACCCCGCCGGCUUCGCCGGACAGAUGCUGGGCGGCUCCAAGGUGCCCGGCUCAGCGGGGCUGAUCACGCAGCUGGCAUCGGUGAAGAUGGAGGACAACCCGCCGUCCACGGCGAUGACAAGCUUGCCGAGGGAGUUCCUUGGGCUCCCUGGGAACCUCCAAUUCUGGGGUGGCGGCGGCAACGGUGGUGCAAGUGGCAACAAUGGAGGCACUGCCAACACCGGCGGUGGAGGCGGUGGCAGUGGCGCUUCGGCUCCGGGCAGCAGCUGGGUGGACCUGUCAGGAUUCAACUCCUCGUCGUCGGGGAACAUACUGUGACGAGGCGCCCUGCAUACUGGUUGCUGCACAAAAGGUAGCCCUAUUUAUGCAAAGCCCUGAAGCUUAAUUUUUAGUCAUGGCUUCUGAGAAAGUUCAACGAAGGAGUUGUGGUGCAAAGAUUAUAGGGGCUCGAUCUCUGACAGUUAACGCCCGGCGAUCGAUGGAGCUGGGUGAAUUGGUCUCUUCUCUAUAAUUGGUAGGCAAUCAAAAAUUAGUUUUUGUUGUUGAGUUUUUCUUUCUCGUUUCUACUUCUACCAUCCGUGUUGUCGCUGCUGCUGUUCUUGUUCUAGGGGGUGCAUUUCUAUAUUGUUGUCCGAUCCAUUUCAAGUCUAUGUUGUAAACUUGUAAUGCAUGCAUGUUGCUAGGUUUACUUACUAGCUUGGUGCGAUGGUGCAAGGUGAUAAGUAUAUAUACCUAUGAGAGUACUUGAUCCAAGAGAUUGAGCCGAUCAACCCGUAUCUAUUCGAGCUAAUUUGCAGUAA
Setaria italica (foxtail millet) is the source of this 2561-nucleotide messenger RNA. Its product is annotated as dof zinc finger protein DOF2.4. Gene Ontology annotation, molecular function: DNA binding; DNA-binding transcription factor activity. Gene Ontology annotation, biological process: regulation of DNA-templated transcription. The record is from RefSeq and is a predicted model, not a curated record. The transcript has 2 exons. The coding region runs from base 835 to 2079 and encodes 414 amino acids. NCBI's taxonomy places the organism in Eukaryota, Viridiplantae, Streptophyta, Magnoliopsida, Poales, Poaceae.